AUGAACAUACAGUGAAAUGGAAUUAAGCUUCGUUUUGGGGCUUGCUUGCAGCUUUUCAGAAAAACAAAAAACGUACUUUAAAAAAAUUAUAAAUACACACAUAUAUAUAUAUGUAUAUAUAUUUUUUUCUUUCCAAGACACUAGACUUGAUCAGACAUUCGUGUAUCGGUUGCAUUUAUUUUUAUUAUUUAUUUAUUUAUUUAUUUUGCAAGAAAUAACGGGGUGGGUUCUGCUUUUGUUUUAGUGAUUUAGUUGCCUUCUGCAAGCUCCGUAUGAAGUAAGGAAAAACAAACAUAACAAACCCAUCGAUUGGCACAGCAUGGCAUAAAGGAAUCAAAAACACGUAAAUGUUGAAGAUGACCACUCCCAACAACCUCAAGUCACCCUGUGUGCCGAGGAACGGCUUGGUCAAGCUUCCGGCCCAGCCCAACUGUCUUGGCUCAGCCAGCAUCACCAAAGGGACCCCAGCGGCCAAAAACCGCCUGUGCCAGUCCUCCUCCGUGCCCACCAUCCUGCCUCCUGCCAGCCUGCCAUGCCACAUGGAGCCCCUGCCCGCCACUGCAUCCCUCCUGGCAGGCGACCCAGAUGAUGUCUCCCCCACUUCAGACCAGCCCCCUUGCAGGAAGCUUUCCAAGCCCUCCCUGGAGCGACAGCUGGUGCUGGACGAGAAGGUUCUCAACCGGCUGCUCUGGUACUUCGCCACGGUGGAGAAGUGCAUCCUGGCCCAGGUGUGUAAGACCUGGAGGAAGGUUCUCUACCAGCCCAAGUUCUGGGAAGGGGUGACGCCCAUCCUGCAUGCCAAGGAGCUCUACAGCCUCCUGCCCGGCGGAGAGAAGCAGUUUGUCAGCCUGCAAGCCUUCGCCCUGCGCGGGUUCCACUCCUUCUGCCUGGUGGGGGUCUCUGACUUAGACAUUUGUGAGUUCAUUGACAACUACCCCCUCUCCAAGAAGGGAGUCAGGUCCGUCAGUCUGAAACGGUCAACCAUCACAGAUGCCGGCUUAGAGGUGAUGCUGGAGCAGAUGCAGGGCCUGGUGCACCUGGAGCUGUCUGGCUGCAAUGACUUCACAGAGGCGGGGCUGUGGUCCAGCCUGAACGCGCGGCUCACCUCCCUGAGCGUUAGCGAUUGCAUCAAUGUGGCGGAUGAUGCCAUCGCUGCCAUCUCCCAGCUCCUGCCCAACCUGUCCGAGCUGAGCCUGCAGGCCUACCACGUGACUGACACAGCCAUGGCCUACUUCACUGCCAAGCAGGGCUACACCACCCACACGCUGCGCCUGCACUCCUGUUGGGAGAUCACCAACCACGGCGUGGUCAACAUGGUGCACAGCCUGCCCAACCUCACCGCCCUCAGCCUGUCAGGCUGCUCCAAGAUCACCGAUGACGGCGUGGAGCUGGUGGCGGAGAACCUUCGCAAGCUGCGCAGCCUAGACCUGUCCUGGUGCCCCCGCGUCACAGACAUGGCGCUGGAGUACAUCGCCUGUGACCUACACAAGCUUGAGGAGCUCAUACUGGACAGGUGUGUUCGGAUCACAGAUACAGGUCUCGGGUACCUCUCCACCAUGUCAUCCCUCCGCAGCCUCUACCUGAGGUGGUGCUGCCAGGUACAAGAUUUCGGGUUACAACACCUCUUUGGGAUGAGAAGUUUACGCCUCCUGUCUUUAGCAGGCUGUCCAUUGCUGACCACUACCGGGCUGUCAGGUCUCAUUCAGCUUCAGGACUUGGAAGAACUGGAACUGACCAACUGCCCAGGGGCCACUCCUGAGCUCUUCAAGUACUAUUCGCAGCACCUGCCCCGGUGCAUGGUCAUCGAGUAGUGAGAGGAUGCGGGCGAUUGGCCAGAGCACCAAACCUUCUCCUCCAAUCAAAACUGAGAGCUGACCAACUUAUUUCAUGCAGAACUUGGGAGAAAAACAAAAACGAGAAAGCAAGCAAGAACGAACGAAAGAGAAGGAACGGCUUGAUGAAAGAGAAAAAUAAAUAUUAAAACAAACAACAACAAAUUCCACAAACUUAAAAAAUGUUGCUUUGGUGUGACAUCAUUCAGUGUUUUUACAAAGGGGUGCUUGUACAGGUUCAUCCGAUCAUCUUGUGUCUUUGUACUAGGCAUCCAAACGGGAACUGGUGAAUUGGAAGAGAGCGAGAGAGAGGGAAAGAGACGUGACUAGGCUUCUUUCAGAGUGUGCACGGCACUAAGCGUUGGCGUCUGGCUAUCUUUGGUCUGUUCAGAUCUUGAAGCCGGUUUCUCCAUGUCUGUCUUUUAAAGAAAGAAAACAAAACAAAACAAAAAAAACAAUGUACAUUUUAUGUCCGAACUGCACGCUUACCCACUUGUUGUCAUGCUUUCUUAUUGUUUUUUUUUUUUUUUUAAUGAUUUUUAACUAAGGAAAUUUAAAUUUGUGGCAAGCAGUCAAGAGUUUCCAACUUCUCCUGCUAAGGCAGAAAUGACACCCUGUGUGAUGUCAAAUACAUCCCCAUUAGUAACAUGCGAGUUCUCAUACCUUAUGUAUUUUAUUAUCAGGAAUGGCUCUGGUGUUGGGUUGGGGCAUCUGAGGACUCAAAGGGUAGUAGAUGGGUUCAAAGGGACAAUAUGCCCAGCUUGGCCUUUCUUUCAAUUUAUUUGUUAUGAAUUGAAUUGUGUGAGGUUAAAUGAUUUUUGGGAUACAAAUUCCUAGCUUGAAGGAGAUGGGGCUUUGCACCAAACCCCACCUGGUCUCUUCCGAUUUGUAGCAAAGCAAAUUGAUUUGAUGGUUUUGAGAUGAGUGUUUCUGGCAAAAGCUGGCCACCGUUACCUCACACGCCAUUAAGAGAGCAUUUGCAUUGGUUGUUAAUAAUGUUUUAGAUCCCAUUCAGAUCCAUAAACACCAGGUACACAAGCACCAGCUAGCUGCUGAGAUCUACAGUAAUAGCCAUCUCUGUCAAUGCUGCUUGGUAACCUAGUAACAGUCAUCGCUUAGAAACCGCAAUGCAUUUGAGAUCACAGAGUUCUAAAAAUAAUAUUUUAGGAUGUUGUGAUUGUUGGCACGCAUCUAUUGUAUGAAGUUUGUCAUCAGGUGGCGCGAAUGCACUCCUUUAAGCUUACCUUCACACACAGCCAGUUUAGAUUGCUGUCUGUACUUAUAAAAGUACAGCACAUGCUAUUACAGAUUGCUUGAAAUACAGUAAUACUGUAAUUUAAACAUUUUAACGGAAAUUCAAAUUUAUUGAAACAAUUGCAAGAAAUGCAUAUUUGGUAAGAAUGUGUAUAAAAUCAACAGCAGAAGAAAUGGCAUUACUACCACACUGUAAAUUAAGUGUCUUCUUCCCUCUUGGCCAAUCAAUGGCAGUACUGUGAUGUUUGUUUUAUAAAUCUGUAUUUCUUCUCUUAUGUCUUUGUUUAAUCCUGAAUUGGAAGUCAGUGUUAUGAGGGGCAUUUGGUAAAGAAGUGUAGAGUUGCAGUGCCCUCUUGCUUCACUUUAUCAUUGAGGGUUGCAGACAUAUGAUUUUUAAUGUUGGCAGAGACACAAUUUUGGUUUUCCUUCUUCCUCCACAUCGGCCCCUACACUAACUCCAUGCUGGGGCAGUGGUUGAGUUCCUAAUUGUCCUUGAAAGUCCACACCCAGCCUUGUUUAUCUUCCGAGAUCUGAGCAUGGCAGUAGGACUAUAGGCGGGCGACUACACUACAAGAGCAAUUUUUGUCAUUAACUAUGUGAAUAAAGGAAAGAAGUGCUCACCUGUGGCCACAACAGUUAGUGACUGGGGGAGCCUGCGGUUGCUGUUGAGAAGUGUAGGAAUAUUGGGGGGGGGGGGG
Polyodon spathula (Mississippi paddlefish) is the source of this 3784-nucleotide messenger RNA. RefSeq names its product F-box/LRR-repeat protein 16-like. NCBI's taxonomy places the organism in Eukaryota, Metazoa, Chordata, Actinopteri, Acipenseriformes, Polyodontidae. Gene Ontology annotation, cellular component: SCF ubiquitin ligase complex. The record is from RefSeq and is a predicted model, not a curated record. The transcript has 6 exons. Bases 348 to 1811 code for a protein of 487 amino acids. Gene Ontology annotation, biological process: SCF-dependent proteasomal ubiquitin-dependent protein catabolic process. Gene Ontology annotation, molecular function: protein binding.